Aspergillus piperis CBS 112811 is the source of this 433-nucleotide messenger RNA. RefSeq lists its product as uncharacterized. The coding region runs from base 104 to 358 and encodes 84 amino acids. The transcript has a single exon. Lineage: Eukaryota; Fungi; Ascomycota; Eurotiomycetes; Eurotiales; Aspergillaceae. The record is from RefSeq and is a predicted model, not a curated record.
CUUCCGGUAGCAGAGACAGCAGUUGAAUUUAGACGGCUGACUCCGUCUCGCCCGUCGACCCACCCUCUCAACCAUGGAGCACCAGCUGUAGCCAAAGACGCUUAUGCGCCAAAAGCACGUCUGUACAUACGACAGUCAGGAGAAAAGCCGGCUAAAACAGGGAACAUCGUGUCCCAAGGAUCCAGGUUCCUUGAUUUGCUCCAUGCCUCUGUCCCCCCUCUCUCCCCUCAUGGGGGCCGGUCCCUGGCUCCUAUCACGGAGAUGGAGGGUGGGGACGACUUCAAGCUCGGUGGUUCUGUCAAUUUGGGGCUUAUCCCGAACUGUAGACGGCAGGCCGUGGUUUUAUAAAUCUGCAUAAUAAUUGUUCUACUGCAGUCAUGAUCAUAAAUGCUCAUCUGCUCUUCUUUCUCUGCCUCCGAACCCAGAACACUUU